Suillus subalutaceus is the source of this 2571-nucleotide messenger RNA. RefSeq names its product CHAT domain-containing protein. NCBI's taxonomy places the organism in Eukaryota, Fungi, Basidiomycota, Agaricomycetes, Boletales, Suillaceae. The transcript has 3 exons. Gene Ontology annotation, molecular function: protein binding. Bases 1 to 2571 code for a protein of 856 amino acids. The record is from RefSeq and is a predicted model, not a curated record.
AUGGUAGACGAUGUGGAACGGUGGCGAGCGGCCUUGAAGAGAUGUCGCCCUGGCCAUUCUCAUCGAUCACGGUAUCUAAACAAUCUCGCUGUAAGCCUUAGAGACAGAUUCACACAGCGGGGCGUCCCGUCCGACCUCGAUGAGUCCAUCGAGAUACACCGGGCUGCACUACUCAUUCGUCGCGCCGGUAAUUCUCGUCGAUCAGAGUCUCUCAACAAUCUCGCCAACAGCCUUGCAGACAUAUUCACGCAUAGGGGCAUCCCGUGUGACAUUGAUGAGUCCAUCGAGCUCCAUCGUGCUGCACUACUUCUUCGUCCCGUCGACAGAUUGACGCAGCGGGGUGUCCCGUCUGACCUUGAUGAGUCCAUCGAGCACCAUCGGGCUGCACUACUCCUUCGUCCCCGUGGUCAGUCUGAUCGAUCAAUGUCUCUCAACAAUCUCGCUGCCAGCCUUAGAGACAGAUUCAGGCAGCGGGGCGUCCCGUCUGACCUUGAUGAGGGAAUCGAGUUACAUCGGGCUGCACUACUCAUCCGUCCCCUCGGUCAUUCUGAUCGACCACAGUCUCUCAACAAUCUCGCCCUCAGCCUUGGAGACAGAUUCAGGCAUCGGAGAGUCCCGUCUGACCUUGAUGAGCCCAUCGAACUCCAUCGGGCUGCACUACUCCUUUGGCCCCCCGGCCAUCCUGAUCGACGGUGGUCUCUCAACGGUCUCACCAACAGCCUUGGACACAGAUUCAGGCAGCGGGGCGUUCCAUCUGACCUUGAUGAAUCCAUCGAGCUCCAUCGGGAUGCACUACUCCUUCAUCCUCCCGGUCAUUCUGAUAGAUCAGAGUCUCUCAACGAUCUCGCCCUCAGCUUUCGAGACCGAUUCACGCACCGGGGCAUGCCGUCUGACCUUGAUGAAUCCAUCGAGCUCCAUCGGGCUGCACUACUCCUUCGUCCUCCCGGUCAUUCUGAUCGAUCAGAGUCUCUCAACGAUCUCGCCUUCAGCCUUCGAGACAGAUUCAGGCAGCGGGGCGUCCCGUCUGACCUUGAUGAAACAUUUAGCCUGUUCUUGCAACUUCCACACAUAUCUCAUGCAGUCUCUCGUGCGGAUCUUACUGCUGCCAAGUCAUGGGCUGCCGCGGCUGAAGAGACAAACCAUGGUUCUGUAUUGCUCGCAUAUCGAACUGCAUUGAAAUUCCUAGAUCAGCAUGUCAAUCUUUUGUCGUCUUCGUCACGUCAUUUCGAUGUCGUGAGGAUGGCUACGGCCUCCCUUACUGCGGAUGCCUUCUCGUGCAGCGUUCGUCAUGGUGCGCUGACAACUGCUGUGGAACUGGUGGAGCAAGGUCGUGCAGUAUUCUGGACCCAGUUGGCACGCUUAAGCUCGCCUGGACUUUCCCUGGCCGGUGACACCGGCGGAGCCUUGGCGAAAGAGUUGGAGCAGCUGAGCUUUCACCUUCGUAGCGCAUUUGAUCAGUCUACUGAAGACCAGUCCCCACAAAUCCGACAACUGACCAUACAAUGGAACGAUGUCGUCUCCCGCAUCCGCAUGCUCCCUGACUGGUCUCGGUUUCUCCUGCCUCCCUUUCAGUACAGCUGUGACGCCUUGAUUGUCCUAAGUGACCAAAAUCCUGUCCACGUGCCGAUUGAUGUCACGCAGGCUGAAGUCUCUGAAUUGUCCUCCGAUUUUCAGUCCGUUGCAGAGCAAUUUGGUUGUUCCGAUCAUCAGAACAAGCUUGUGGGCAUCCUCCGCAAGCUUUGGCACGAUAUCGUUGACCCUGUGGUCCAAUCCCUCAGGAAGUCGAAUGUUUGCCCUGGCUCACGUAUCUGGUGGUGUCCCACCGCUGAAUUUACUUUGCUUCCUCUACAUGCAGCAGGACCCUAUGAGAAGGAGAGAGACAACUUGUCAGAGAUUUAUAUCUGCUCUUAUACCCCCACUUUGGUGACACUCGUUCGUGCGAGACAGCGCAUUUCUCGAUAUGCAUCUACUCGAUAUUUUGUUGCCAUCGGUCAAGGAAACCCGGAGAGAGGGAAGGAGCUACGAUGCGUCACUCCUGAAUUAGCCGCCAUCUCCCAGCUUCUCGUACCCAUUGUGUCGUCCUUCACGUCGCUCGAGGAGAGCGACGCAACAGCGCAGGGUGUUCUCGAUGCACUAAAGCAUAACCAGUGGCUUCACCUUGCCUGCCACGGAAUGCCGAAUCGACAACGACCAUUUGAAUCUUCCUUCGCAAUGCGUGAUGGGCCCUUGAUGAUAAAGGACAUCAUCCGAUCCAACUGGCAGAACCGGGAGUUUGCAUUCUUAUCGGCUUGCCACACUACCGUGAGCGAUGAGAAGAGUCCCGACGAGUCGAUCCAUCUCGCCGCGGCGAUGCAAUUCUCUGGGUUUCGCAGUGUGAUUGGUUCUAUGUGGUCCGUCGACGACGAGGUUGCACGGCAGGUUGUGUCUGCCUUUUACGACAAGCUGGUGGAUGAUUCUGGGAGACUGGACUGCACGCGGGCUGCGGUGGCGUUGCACAAGGCUGUGAAGAAAUUGCGGCGCAAUAAUAUCCCACUGGAGCAGCAGAUCGUAUUUGUUCACAUAGGUGUCUAA